Drosophila hydei is the source of this 1481-nucleotide messenger RNA. Its product is annotated as protein bfr2. The coding region runs from base 1 to 1269 and encodes 422 amino acids. The transcript has 3 exons. Lineage: Eukaryota; Metazoa; Arthropoda; Insecta; Diptera; Drosophilidae. The record is from RefSeq and is a predicted model, not a curated record.
AUGGCUCACGCUCUCGCUCGCUCCCUGCUGCUGAUGCUGCUGGUUGGCUCUGCGCUGCUCUCCGCGGAGUCGAAGACCCUGAAUCGCCGCACCGACAAGAUCUCCGAGAACUUCAAGCAGCUCGAUCUGCCGCCAGAGGAGAUCGAUCCGAACGUGGCGCCGCCCGAGCCACAAAAGCUGGACAAUGCCGUGGCCGAGGCAGUGGAGGAAACAGUUGCUGAACCAGAUGACGCUGAUAAGAAUCCAAUUAGCCGAUACUGCAAGUGCAACGAGUCGCACUGCGAUUGCUGCCGCAAGUUCGGCCUGCCGCUGCUGCCGAGUGGACCGGGCUGCGCCAAGAUCUCCUACCUGGGCAACGACGAGAUGAGCGUCUCCCUCAAGUUCGGCGACAUCACGCUCGCCUCCCGUCGCAUCUCCAGCAAGCGGGCACGCCCCAUUUGCGUGGGCAUGCCUGGCGGCUACUCCAAGUUCUGUGGCCGGGUCUACGGUCUGUCGCGGGCCCAGGAGAACUUCAAGGCGUGCUUGGCCUUCGAGCUGCGCUCCGAGGACGAGCUGGAAGCGCAGCUGCCCAUCUCCUGCUUCAAGUUCGGCUCCGAGGGUCUGCGCGUCGCCGAGGCAGAGCCUUUGCCCACCAAGGUGAAGAAGCCCGAGGAGGAUGACGACGACGACAUCUUUGGCUUUGGCGCUGGCGACGAUGAGGAUGAGGAUGAGGACGAUGACUACGAUGACGGCGAGACGGCUGCCUCCGCCGAGGACGACGAUGCCGACGACUAUACGGAAGACGACGAUACCGAAGCACCCGAGGAUGCCGACUAUGGCGGCUUCAGUCUGGGUGGCCUGCUCGACGAGCUUGACGACGAUGAGGAUGAGAAGCCCAGUAAAAAGCCAGCUGCCGUCGCUGCCGCUGCUGUUGCUGCUGCUGCGGCACCUGCCACGCGCCUUGCUGAUCAGACGACGCGCGAGCACAUCGAAAUGGAAGCGCAGAGCAAGGAUGAAGCAGGCACAGUUGCAGCCGCAGCACCAGCAGCAGAGGCCUCUCCAGCUGCAGCUGCCGUGGAGGAUGCAGCUGCAGCUGCAGCUGCAGUUCCGGCUGUUGCCGCUGCCGAGGACAGCAGCGCCACCACGGCCAGCGCGACCUCGACCAAGGCCAAAAAGUCGAAGAAGGCGAAAAAGAACAAGAAGAAGAAGAAGGCAGCCAACACGGCAGCAGCCGGAGAAGGCGACUUCGCCUACGAGUUACUCAAUGGCAUCCUGGAUUUUUUCAACUGAGCGGCCAACGGGAAUACGCCAACAUGCUUGGCAACUCUGUAAAUACCCUGUAUUGACGUUGAGCUGCUGUUUACGGAUGGAGGAGGAGGCGAAGAAGGCGCAGGAGAAGGGCAGGAGGGAGGAGAUAUAGAGGCGAGAAUGAAAGGAGUGAAGGCGAGGAGAAGGCGCGGCAGAAGACAGAAGAGCCGCAACAGUUGCAUUUACGUUUACGA